AAGGAAAGGGCAAGCCCCAGCCCUCCGCAGGGCGCGAGUGCAGCUGAGGUGCUCUAGCUGCCAGCCCUCUGAAAGCCUCCUCUAUCAGAGCUCUGCAAAGGACGGACCAACUCACCACAGCAGUGAGCAGCCAGUGGGCCCUCCUCACGCUGCUGGGAUGGAGAGUCGGCAGCACGCCACCAAGGAGCCUGAGAUCGAGCUGUUUGUGAAGGCUGGUUUGGAUGGAGAAAACAUUGGAAACUGCCCCUUCUGCCAGCGCCUCUUCAUGGUGCUGUGGCUCAAAGGGGUCAAGUUCAACGUCACCACGGUGGACAUGACCAGGAAACCUGAAGAGUUGAAAGAUUUAGCACCGGGCACCAACCCUCCCUUCUUGCUGUUCAACAAGGAGCUGAAAACAGACUUCAUUAAGAUCGAGGAGUUCCUGGAGCAGACCCUGGGCCCACCCACGUAUCCCCACCUGAGUCCCAAGUACAAGGAGUCAUUUGACGUGGGGAGCGACAUCUUUGCCAAAUUCUCAGCAUACAUCAAGAACCCACGCAAGGAAGCAAAUAUCAAUUUCGAGAAGGCCCUGCUGCGGGAGUUUCAGCGGCUGGAUGUCUACCUAAACACUCCUCUCCCUGAGGAGAUUGACCAGGACAGCGUGGAAGACAUCACCGUCUCCAAGAGGAAAUUCCUGGAUGGAGACCACCUGACACUGGCUGAUUGCAACCUCCUGCCCAAACUGCAUAUCAUCAAGAUUGCAGCCAAGAAGUACCGUGACUUUGAAAUACCAGCAGACAUGACAGGCGUUUGGCGUUACCUCAACAACGCCUAUGCUUGCGAUGAGUUCAGCCACACGUGUCCCGCUGAUGAGGAGAUCGAGCACACCUACGCCAGCGUCGCCAGGAAGAUGACCUAACCCCACUGUGGGGUGUGCUGGUACCACUGCCCCUGGCCGAGCCCCUCACCUCUGCAGUCCUGGCACAACCAAACCCUGGCUGAGGGAGGGACUAGAGGGGGUUCACAGCAUCGCUACCCCCUGCCUUUCAGAAAUAGCACCUUGCUUCACAGCCCACCCCCAACCCCGCUCCCUCGCUGCAGCCCUCAUGUGCCAUCAGUACUAACCGUGCGUGGCUGCAGUGGCAGCUGCAUCCCUGCUCCCCAAAAACGGGUCUCACGGUGGCAUGGAAAAAGCUGAGCACUAGCCUUCUUCAGUGGCACUCUGGUGGAAGAGAUGAGAUCCCCCAAUCAGCUGGGCCAGCCCUGCCUCCGCAUCUGCUGCUGGAGCUGCUCUGCUCUGCCAGCCCCGUGCAGUCCCAGCUAUCCCAUACACCUGGGAAAAGGCAUCCCGGAAUCCCAGUGCAUCGCGUGGGCUGGAGCUGUUUGAAUUGGUCCCAUUGCCCUUCUGCACAGCACCUCACAGCCUGCAUGUGGGCAAGUCCUCUCUCCCAUUAAGGCAUCUGGGCUCCAUCUGAAGACACCAAGAGGCUCUGUCCCUGGUAGUUUAUUGCAGUGACAAAUUGUUCUCACUGCUAGAGAGUUGUAACCCGUGUCUAAUUCCCCGUUAGGACAGCGGGGCAGGAAGAAGCUGGGGAUGAUGCCUGGCAUGGAAGUGCCAGGACCUGCUGUGGGAAGGAAGGAGGGGUGCAGGCACUCGUGAAGGGCUGAGGAUCAGGGCAUCCCUCCCAUGUGUGUCAGCACCCAGGACCACGUGCUGCUGGCUGUAAGGUCCCACCUGGCUCCUGUGAGCUAAGAAACCUCUCCCUGCCUUGCAGGACACUGCAGGAGAUGCAGCCAUGUGCAGCUCCAGCUCCACCACCCUCUCCCCAGGUGCCUGAUGGGUUGAUGGAGGCAUGGGUUAGGGCAUCUGUCUCGUUUCCACACCCCAGUGCUGAACAGCCCAAGGGAGCAGGCAAAGGCUGUCUUCUAAGGUGCUGUGUCUGUAAGAGACACAUGGACAGGUUUGGUGCUCCUUGGCUCAGCGUUGUGCCUUCCUGCCCAGUGUUGCUGAUGCAAGAGGAGUCAAAGACGCUCUGCACAGCUGUGACAUCCCAUCCUUCUCCAUCUGAUACCUCCAGCUCCCCUGAGGGCUCCAGCCAGUGCCUGUGAAUUCAGCCAGCCCCCCCCCCCCCCCCCCCCCCCAGCCAGCCCCAUAGGCAAAAGAAUACUGUACAGUGAGUGUGGUGGGUCCUACAGAGACACGGUGAUGGCAGACCCCCCCUCCAGCCCUCACUGCCACUUCCCUCUUUGCACUAAAAGGUGUGUCCUCACAAGCCUGUCUCUGAUAGCACUGUGUUUGGGGACUGGUUUUGUUAUUAAUGGGUUUUGGUUUAUUUUUUUUUUUUUUUAAAUAAGAACAGCAAUAAACUAUAUUUUAAUAUGC
Molecule: messenger RNA, 2362 nt
Organism: Tyto alba (common barn owl)
Lineage: Eukaryota; Metazoa; Chordata; Aves; Strigiformes; Tytonidae
Gene: CLIC2
Product: chloride intracellular channel 2
Exons: 6
Coding region: 158-898 (246 amino acids)
Biological process (GO): negative regulation of ryanodine-sensitive calcium-release channel activity; chloride transmembrane transport
Molecular function (GO): chloride channel activity
Source: RefSeq, a predicted model, not a curated record